This is a messenger RNA of Plasmodium berghei ANKA, 3066 nucleotides long. Its product is annotated as Plasmodium exported protein, unknown function. The record is from RefSeq and is a predicted model, not a curated record. Bases 1 to 3066 code for a protein of 1021 amino acids. Lineage: Eukaryota; Apicomplexa; Aconoidasida; Haemosporida; Plasmodiidae. The transcript is spliced from 2 exons.
AUGGCGAAUAUAUGGUAUCCAACGCCAAAACGUGCCAUGAACUGUAGUUAUGGCAAAAAUGAAUCUAAAAAAAAUUUUAAAAAAAUAUAUAUAUAUAUUCCUUUAUCCGUUGCAUAUUUGAUAAAAUUGUGCAUAUCCGACACAAUUAAGAUAUUGUCAAUUAUUAAUAUGUUAUAUCUAUACUUUUUUUUAAUAUGGACUACAAACAGUUUCAACUAUAGAGAGAAUUAUUAUGAUAAACCAAAAAAUGUUUACUCAACGGUUUACAAUAGAUUAUUAUCUGACGCCAAAUUAUUAAUGUUAGGAAAUAACUCGAUAACUAAUUCAAUAAUAGAUAAUAAAAAUAAGAAUGACGAUAAUUUACUUUUAGAGCCUUUUUUAAAGGAGCCUCGAAGUAUCUCUCUAAGGACACGUUUAAAGAGGGAUUCAAAUAAAUCUAUUAAAGUAAUUCCAAUGGAGCAUCAUAAUGAAUCCCCAAAUGAAUCAAUUAAAACAUCUUCAAAUAGUAGCCUAAAUAAAUAUUCAACCCGAUUAAUUAAAGCAUCUAAAAAGGGGUUUAAUAAAGUAUUUCGAAGAAUACAUCUAACUAAAUCUCAAACUGAAUUAACUAAAACAGCUUCAGAUAGUGAUAUAACUAAAUCUUCAAUUGAAUUAACUAAAACAGCUUCAGAUAGCGAUAUAACUAAAUCUUCAAUUGAAUUAACUAAAACAGCUUCAGAUAGCGAUAUAACUAAAUAUCCAAAUGGAUUAACUAAACCACCUGUAUAUAGGAAUCUAACUAAAUCUCCAAAGGAAUUAAUUAAACCAUCUGCAUAUAGGAAUCUAAAUAAAUCUCCAAAAGAAUUACCUAAAACACCCUUAAAUAGCGAUCUAACUAAAUCUCCAAAAGAAUUACCUAAAACACCCUUAAAUAGCGAUCUAACUAAAUCUCCAAAGGAAUUAAUUAAAACGCCCUCAAAUAGCGAUCUAACUAAAUCGCCAAAGGAAUUAAUUAAACCAUCUGCAUAUAGGAAUCUAAAUAAAUCUCCAAAAGAAUUACCUAAAACACCCUUAAAUAGCGAUCUAACUAAAUCUCCAAAAGAAUUACCUAAAACACCCUUAAAUAGCGAUCUAACUAAAUCUCCAAAGGAAUUAAUUAAAACGCCCUCAAAUAGCGAUCUAACUAAAUCGCCAAAGGAAUUAAUUAAACCAUCUGCAUAUAGGAAUCUAAAUAAAUCUCCAAAAGAAUUACCUAAAGCACCCUUAAAUAGCGAUCUAACUAAAUCGCCAAAGGAAUUAAUUAAACCAUCUGCAUAUAGGAAUCUAAAUAAAUCUCCAAAAGAAUUACCUAAAGCACCCUUAAAUAGCGAUCUAACUAAAUCUCCAAAGGAAUUACCUAAAACACCCUUAAAUAGCGAUCUAACUAAAUCGCCAAAGGAAUUAAUUAAACCAUCUGCAUAUAGGAAUCUAAAUAAAUCUCCAAAAGAAUUACCUAAAACACCCUUAAAUAGCGAUCUAACUAAAUCUCCAAAGGAAUUAAUUAAAACGCCCUCAAAUAGCGAUCUAACUAAAUCUCCAAAAGAAUUACCUAAAACACCCUUAAAUAGCGAUCUAACUAAAUCUCCAAAGGAAUUAAUUAAACCAUCUGCUUAUAGAAACCUAACUAAAUCUCCAACUGAAUUUAUCAAUAUGGUUCAAAAAAGGCAUAUAAAUAGACAUAAAAAAUUGAAUAAAAAUGAAAGUACAAAGAUAAUUUCAAAUAUUCCUAAAGAAAUACUUCAAAAAAAUACGCCUAAUUCACAUAUUUAUAUUCAUAAAAUGGGCUCAUCACAAUUAAAACGUCAUUUAUCUGGAAAUGCUCCUGAAAAUUUAAAAUCAGUUGCAGAUAAUAAGACAUAUUUAGAUGAUUCCAUGAAAAUGGGAAUUCCUCGUAUGAUCCCACCUAAUUCUUCAAGCAAUAAAGGUGAAGCAUAUAUGACAAGAAACAAGCAGCAUGAUAAUAAUAAAUCUGAAGAUUUGUCAUUAUUAAAGGUGGUAAAAGAGGUAACAAAUUAUACCAAAUCAUUAAAAGAUUCAAUUUUUAUUAAUUUAAAUGAAGUUGAAUUUAAGGAGAACCCUGCAUUGGAUAUGAUUGAAAAAAAUGUUUCCAGUGGUGUUAAAAUUGUAAAUACUUCAAUGAAAAAAGGCAUGCAUAUAUUAAAAGAAAAUACUACAGGAACGUUAAAAACAAUUGAUACCGACGCCAAGCCAUGUAUAAAAAAUAUUAAAGAUUCAAUAAUGCAUAAGGUAGAAGCUGUAAAAUCAGGGGAAAUAGAAAUUUCAGAUAUUAAAGAAUCGGUUAUCGAAACAUUAAAUAAUAAUUUUGAAAUAUUAAAUGCUAAUAUUGAAAUGUCUGUUAAGCCUAAAACCGAACAAUUAAAAAAUGACGUAGCGAAUAAAACCCAAAAAUUAAAAAAUGACGUAGCGAAUAAAACCCAAAAAUUAAAAAAUGACGUAGCGAAUAAAACCCAAAAAUUAAAAAAUGACGUAUCGAAUAAAAUCGACCACAUUUCUACACAAUUAAAAACACAGGUAGAUGAUAUAAAAGAUAAUAUUAAAGAUAGUGUGGACACUAUUGGUACUGAGAUUAUUCCCCAAAUCGGAAAUACUAUUAAAGAUACUGUUGGUGAUACAAUAGGGGGUAUAGCUUCUGGUAUUGAAAAAACAUCUGAUAUGGUUAAAGAAAAAGUAAUUGAAACUAUUUUUAAUGCUGAUUUUGUCCCCACAUCUAUAAAAGAAAUUGUUAAUAUGCCUCCUGAUGAAAAUAUUACUUCAAUAUUGACAGAAAGUAUAAAAAAUGGAAAUCCCGGUAAUAGCGCAAAAUCAUUUUUUAAAAAGCAAUUUAAGCAUAUAAAAGUAAAAAUGGCUCUAGCUGGAGGUAUUUUAACAACAAUUGGAGGAAUUAUUAAUUUAACAAUUGGUAUUCCAUCUAUAGCAUUCCUCUUUUUAGUAAUAUCGUUAUUCAGUUUAUAUUAUUUUAUAUAUGAAACAUACUUGAAAAAUACAAGAUGUUUUCUAUGUUUUAAAUCUAAAAAGAAAAAGAAGUAA